Messenger RNA from Symbiodinium sp. CCMP2592, 5097 nucleotides. Lineage: Eukaryota; Dinophyceae; Suessiales; Symbiodiniaceae. The record is from the annotation of a GenBank genome assembly.
AUGCCGCUCCUCCCAAGCAAACUACGAACGUACAAAUACCCGGGUCGGAAAUGUCCCGUCUGCUCUGGUAAUCUGUACUUCUCCAAGGCAACGAACAGCUUCGCAUCGGCGACUUGCCUUGACAGUGAAACGCUUACACUGGUGCGGUCGCAGGCCUCACGAUGCAAUAGCUGUGGUAGUGCACUUCGUCACAACUUCGUCUGGUUGGGUGGCCAGAAGAUCAACUGUAUGACCUUUCACCAGAUGCAGAGAGCAGGUGUCUACUUCGUGACCCAGAAGACGUGCUUCACCAUGAAGUACCUGCAUCUGUGCUACCUCCGCCUACUCCGUGCCAAGACCUCCCCUGGACAAGAAGCCGCUGUUCGUCUCCUGGCAGAUUCGCACCACCCGCUACAGUUUUGGCAAGAACAUUCCUUGCGCGAUAAUCUCCUGCACGCCCUCGAGGGCUUCGCCGUGGCCAAGAAUGAGCCGGAUAAGGUCAUAGAGUUUAACCUUGAGUACCCCGCGAAGUCCAUCGUGAACAUGUCCGGUGCGUCGUCCCACGUCCAUGUCUUCGAGCCGCCCACGUCCGUUACCGCGGUCUGCUGCGACGGCAACUUCGGAGUUCAUCGUGCUCUGCUUUCAGGAGUGGACCCUCCCAGGUCUGUGAGACUGAAAGGCAAGCCACGCAAGCUCAUUGGUGAUUUCACACGCACAUGCUCCUGCAAACAGAAGGACGCUGUACGUCAGGUGCUACCCGAUCGGACUGCUGGAUGGCAAUUUGUCUUGGACCCUUCCUCUCAACGUCUUCUUGGGGCUUGCGAACAUCUCGUAAAUGAACGGUCGUCCGACAAAGUUCGACUCCUGCAAGCCGUCCUCGAUAUGCCAAACAUGAAGGUUGACCUCAUUAUCCAUGAUGAUGCCUGCCACUUGGAGGAGUCCGUUGUAGCUUUCUUCGUACUCGCGAUGCCGUACUCGGUGGUGUCCGUUUCAGGCCACAUGUCCCGCAAGGGCGGUGGCAAGUUCACCCUGGACUUGGGUGUGAGCGCUGCGGACUCAACCCCGGACCGCGAACCUCCGGCAGCUAAGACGUUGCACCAGCAGCUGCAGGAUGGAAGCCUCCCGGCACAUCCGUCCAAAGCGGCUAUGACUGUUCGUAAUCUACAGACCCAGAUCGCUAACAUCAAGCGCAGCGUGGGUUUGGGGUCGAAUAGCUGGUCCGAUGAAGCUGAGGAGGCCCUUAAGACUUGGCUACGUCGCCCUAAACUGUCUUCGGCUUCUUCCUCCAUUUCCGGGGACCGCGACAGUGGGUCAAGUCUCAAACGUAAGAUGCUCGUGAUGGCCCAGACGAUCGACGACCUCGAAGGCGUAGUGGCUCGCGCCCAGUGGGAUGCAGAAAAGCACGAAGAGACCGUGACUGAGCUCAAGAAGCUCAAGGCUAUUCUCAAAGAGAACGGCCUUCAGCAUCUGUAUGAGGUGCACCGGCGUUUCGACCGCAACAUGGAAGCCACCCAGCGGCUUUGCCGAGAUGUCCCGUGGCUGGUAGAUUCCUUGCCUGACCCAGGAGAAAAGCCUUUGCUGGCCGGCCGCCUUGAAGUUUUCUUGGGAGGAUUUUUCCCUGAAGCGGUUGAAGCUGCACAGAUUGUCCAGCGAGCACUCAUGACACUGGACGAAGCUGAACUACAAAUACUGGCCGAGAAGGCGGCAACUUCCCAAGCUUCGCACUUUGCCGUUUUUGCCGCGCUCUCGAGUCUUCUGUGCACGCAGGAGGGUCCGGAGAACGAGCUGCGUGAGCGUGGACGACGUUGGAUCGCAACUUUCCCUGCGUUGCAGCAGCUGGCGCCACUCUCGAGGGCAGAUCGGGAUGCACUCCCCGCACCUGUUCUCCGAGAGCUACAGGCCCAGGAUCAUCUGCCCUUGUUCACCGCCUUUCACGCGGCUGCAGCCAUUGCUGCAGCACCCCGAUCAGGUGUGUCCUACCCGCUGAAGAUCGCUGCCGAUGCCAGAGCAAAUAGCUUCCUGCCAGCUAUGCCAGACGAUGAAGAACAGGUCAUCAUUCAGGCCCUGAUUGGAGGGCAUGCGAAUGCUCGCAUGCGUGGUUUCACGAGAUACAAGUGCCAGUGUGGUGCACUCUACAUGGUUGGAGAAUGUGGAGAAGCCGUGGAAGAUGGAACCUGCCCUGAAUGUCAGCAGCAAAUUGGUGGCCUGCGGUAUGCAGAUCGCAACAACAAAAAGGUUGAUCAGUCCCCACUGGUCCGAUCAUUGGAUGCAUCGCCUGGCUACUUUCCUCAUCUACCAUCACGGGAUCUGCAUUUGGCAGCUCGGAAAAUGUCGCCACUUUGCUUUAGGACCUUGCAUUUCCUUCUCCACAGCGCUCUUUUGGCUCCCAUGUUUGACGGCCGUCACCCUCGCGUUUUACACAACUUCGAGAAGAUCUUGGAGCAUUUGAAGGCAGACUGGUACGUUAUCUCCCGCAUCCUUCAAGGCUCCCCUGCCGGCUUUCUGAUGGAAGUUGCACGCAGGCUGCUACUUGCAGAAGCUUCUUCUGGGGAGGUGCAGACGGUUCUAUCCGAGUCGGAACGUCCAGAGUGGGAGCGUCGAUUUGGAGAGGCCGUCGUCGAGUCAUGCGUCGACGGAGCACACAGAGCUGAGUUUGAUGCAAUGCUAUCGUGGAAUGCAUUGGCCGACGAAGUGCAGGCAGAGUUUCCACGGCUGCUGCUCGAUCACCUUCCCCCGCCAACUGCGCGCCCAGCCAGAAACUGGACAGUCUGGACAUCGGAAGGUUGCGAGAGCCUGUCGCAUUUGCCCAUCUUCUUGCGUCCUGGUCGCUCGUGCCUGGAGCUUGGAGCAGGCAAUUUCAGCUUCGCCCGAAGCCUUGCUCGCACACGUGGGCCCGCUGGGCUCACAGUCUCUUGUCUUGAAGCCCUCGGCGUGGUCGAAGCACGCUACAGCCAGCAGGACGACCUCAUUACACGCAGCAUUGCAGAAUUGCGAGACCAUGGAGUACGCCUGCUCGAUAACAUUGACGGGACCAUACUUCAGGAGACCUCCCUGGCCGGUGAGCAGUUCGACACCAUCUUGUUCAACUUUCCUCACGCCGGAACAUUUGAGGAUCGCAUUUCCAGCGGUCCACCGUCCACUCAUGCUGCAUUGAUUGAAGCGCUGUUCAAGGGGCUGAAACUCAGUUUGACCGCCCGCGGCUGCUUGUGCUUAACGCUGCACAAGAAUCAGUUCGAACAGUGGAAGGUCGAGCAACGUGCUAAGAACAUGGGCUUCCAUUUGGAGGGCGACAGCACCUUUGACCCUGGAGACUUUCCGGAGUACCGGCCGGUUUGGGGAGACGACCGAGAUUUCACCCGAAACUUCCAACCUGGGCAGAGGUACUCGCAUGCAGAGGCCAGGCUGUAUCGCUUCGUAACCAUUGAAGCGGCCCGGGAGCAGAAACGCCGAGCAAAGGAGACAAGAUCCAGAGCCUCGACAGAUGCUCCGGAUGCUAAGGAGCUGCCCAAGCCAGUCCAGGUGGCAGUUGAAGCAGCAGUCGACCGAGUUUGCGAUGAGGGCCCGUUGUUCUUCUCUCGCAUGUUGCGACUGGUAGAGAAACCAUCCUUGUCAAAGAUGGAGCGAGAGUUCCAGGCAAGACUGGCGCUGUCGGAGGAGUAUCCGCUUCUGGCACUUUGGCUGCGAGCUCGUGAGGAUCUCCAGAUGGCUGGCCACCUCAUGGCGGUGGUGGAUUGGGUUCGUUUUGUUCAGCAAAAUUUUGGAUUCAAGCUAGGCCGCGAGAACUCGCUGAUCACGACUUACCAGGCAUUGCAGCGAUUGAAAGAUGAAGACAGCACUUUUGCUCACGACACCAUGGCCCAACACAGAGAUUUGUUGACUCGGGCCGGGCAAGGUGCUAAACUCUUCGACAACUUUUGUGCAGCCUGGUCCAAGGGUUCGGCUUCAGGAUGCAUGGUGCGCUUGGGAUGCAAGGAGUUGCCCCCUCCCGGGGCCCUGACACUGGAGAGUGCGUUUGGCUUCAGCUGCCCAGAUGCAACAACUCUCAUGGGCUCCUAUGUGCUCGCCCUCAUCCAGGACUUAGCGGCGAAACAGAACCAGUUUGUGGAAGAUUGUCUGGCCGUUGCGAGCAGGGGAGAUAGCCAAAGUGCGCGUAGAGUGCGAAGUGUGUCCGAAUAUUGGUUUCAUCAAGGCCGGCUCUAUGUUCCCACGAUCAAAAUGCAGCAUUUGGAACCGAUGCACUUAUUGAAUGGCACCAUGCAGCAUGGGAGCUCGCUUGGAGAGCUGGGCUCGGUUGCAGGCAGUGCUGGCGCAUUGGCCGCAUGGGAGACGUCACUUCGCAUGGACCAGAUGGAGCUGGAUCGGCCUGAUCUUUUAGUUCCAGGUAGCACUUGUCUCUUCGAUUGGGAGCUGCUUGAACAGCACCUGGCAGAAGGUGUUCUGCAGAAGGCGGUUUACUUGGAUGCAGAGUCCGUGGAGCACUUUCCCUAUGCCGGUGAAGCUUUCCUGCACAUGUACACGUUCUUGGCAGAGGCCUGCGAACACGUCAAGCAAGAGCUCAGUCCCGACGAGCCGCGACAAUUUCUUCUCGACUCUGGUCCUGCAGACAGCCUGUCUAAGUCCUUGCAGGCAGUCAUUGCCUCCGUCCGUCGCUGUUGCCCGCCACCCGAACUUUCUGUUGCCGAGUUCUGUCAGCAGCAGUCCUGCUCUCCGCAUCUCUAUCACCUCGUGAGCCAGGAGCAGUGUCGGUCACUCCAAGUGAAGCAUUUGGUGCAUUUGUUCGAGGAAGCGGAGCUACAUGCGGCCGAAGAGGCAUUGCACCAGCACAGGCUUGCGAGGACCUUCUGCGCAGACCUCAAGUGCCCACUUCGAAGCAUGAAAGCAUGGCAUGGGGACUCCGCCGUCAUGGCUUUAGAUGUAUUGAAACGGAUAUUGAUGCGAUUUCUCCUCCUGGGCCGAUCUUGGAAGCCCGAAGAGGAGGUGCAGUACUUUGUAGAGUCGGCGCUGAGGAAAGUGCCUACGGUUUCACCCGAUGCAGUGUCUGGCCUUUUCGAUGGCUUGCAGUUGCAGCACAUCAACGCUGCCAUCCAAUUUGCUAGACACGCAUUGUCGUAUCAAUAG